AUGAUACAGUUCAGCGUGUGCGUCAUGGGUUCAAGGACGAGCCCUCCAUCCGACGACCCAGCUCUGGCCAUCGAGCAGGACGAUGAGCUGCCUAAUGCGACCGAGGAAGAGGCUAGACAGCAUGUCGAGGAGCUGCGGAUUGCGCUCGUCGAACUUGUAGCUUCGAUGAACAUCAACGGACCGCCUAAUGCGAGCGAGCCAGCUACAGCUACAGAGCACGUCGACGCUCCGCUUGACGCGGACGAGGGAGCUACUACUGGACAACAUGUGGACGCGUCUUCGAAUGCAACUGAACCAGCUUCAAUCACAGAGCACGUCAACGGUCUGCUUGGUGCGGACGGGCCAGCUGUAACAACGCAGCAGGUCGACCCGCCGUCUAAUACGACUGAGCCGGCGAUAGUCACGCAGUACGUCUACGCCCGGGAUGAUGACAGAAAUGACAGUGAGACACCCACGAGCGCUGGUAACAGCGUUCCUGGAUUGUCUGCAGAGCUUAUGGCCUUCAUCACCCGGAUCGCAGAUGCCAUGGCUAAGAGGGUGGUCGACGAGCUGCGCAUGCAUGAGUUCAGGUUGCGCCAGGCCGUUGAGCCGGUCCCCCAAUCUUUUCCUGGAACCCGGGAGGCCCUUCAACAGUGGAUCCUGGACCGUGAGCGUAGGCUCGACGAGCUGCUUGACGAUAUCCUGGAAGAGAAGAAGCUCUGCAGUCUCGGUAUUGAUCGGUGCAUUGCCGUCAGCAUUGGCCCUCACGACGGAGUCCGUACCUUUGAUCCUCGUCCGGUGGAGGUGCCUAAGACAACCCUCCCCUCAUCCCCUACACUGACGACCGCCGCCCAGCCCCCGAACCCCAUGGGACUGGAAUCCCUCUCCGCACCUCCCCCCGACUCCCGCCUCGUCAUCCCCGGCAAGAUGGUCCAGAAAAUGGCCGUCCGCAGUGCCUUCGAGCCAUCCAGGCAAUUCACGAGCGCGCUCCUCGAUGAAUUCCAAUACACCUUGUAUCGUGAUCUGGUCCUCGCAGGCGAUCACGUCUACCGAACGUUCGUUCGGGAGAGGAGGCUGCACUGCAACAGGCACGGUGUUCCCGCCUGGAACCCGGUCUGCGUCUUCAAGGUCGCGGAGGAGGACUACGAGUGGGUCCCAGAGAGAAACAAGAAGUUCCUCAUCCGGAUGGAGUGGGACUGCAAGGUGUGUCGAGGCCACCACGGGCUUAUUGUGACGGAGUGA
This is a messenger RNA of Westerdykella ornata, 1221 nucleotides long. RefSeq lists its product as uncharacterized. The transcript has 3 exons. The record is from RefSeq and is a predicted model, not a curated record. Bases 1 to 1221 code for a protein of 406 amino acids. NCBI's taxonomy places the organism in Eukaryota, Fungi, Ascomycota, Dothideomycetes, Pleosporales, Sporormiaceae.